GUGAAUGUGAUCCUGAAGUUCACUCACCUUCCUCCGUUCCCAGAGUACUCGUUGGAUCUUUGUAGUUUUCCUCGGGGGAACGGGGCCAUGAGGCCGGUCUCCAUGGAGGGUUUAGUCAUCGCCAUAACGAGAGUCACCAAAUACACCCAGGGCGCUCGGUUCCUCUGCAGCGAUGAGGAGUGCCCUUGCUCUGCAGGGUUUCACCACAUCCGAGUUCAUGCACCCGGAGCCACAGAAUCGGCCACGGUGAGAAACGACUUCAUCUGCAGGAUCUGUGGCUCGGCUCUGAAAGAAGACGUGAAGUUCAGAGUGCUGGGAGACAAACAGCUGGUGGAGAUGAUCCACGUCAGAGCUCUGGAUCUUCUGAGUGCUCAUCAGCAGAGCUCGCUCAGGUACCAGUGCGUCACCCUGUUCCUCAGAG
Notothenia coriiceps (black rockcod) is the source of this 421-nucleotide messenger RNA. It is a transcript of the gene mcmdc2, whose product is annotated as minichromosome maintenance domain containing 2. The transcript has 3 exons. The record is from RefSeq and is a predicted model, not a curated record. The annotation marks the transcript as partial. NCBI's taxonomy places the organism in Eukaryota, Metazoa, Chordata, Actinopteri, Perciformes, Nototheniidae.